Molecule: messenger RNA, 1752 nt
Organism: Zasmidium cellare ATCC 36951
Lineage: Eukaryota; Fungi; Ascomycota; Dothideomycetes; Mycosphaerellales; Mycosphaerellaceae
Exons: 4
Coding region: 1-1752 (583 amino acids)
Biological process (GO): regulation of DNA-templated transcription
Cellular component (GO): nucleus
Molecular function (GO): DNA-binding transcription factor activity, RNA polymerase II-specific; transcription cis-regulatory region binding; zinc ion binding
Source: RefSeq, a predicted model, not a curated record
AUGUCAGAGCGAUCGGCUGCUAUAGCCCUCCGCGAGUCCUUUGGCGACCGCAAGCUGCCGGACAUCAGUCGCAAGAUCACGGCGUGUGUGACUUGCCGGAAGCUCAAGAUCAAAUGUCAUAUGACACAAUCGAAGCCGCCCUGCACCCGAUGCAAAGCUCACAACACGCCAUGCGUAGUCAACAAGAGCCUGCAGACGCUCUUGGAGGCAGAUGCAACAUGGAAAGAGGACAUGGAGCAGCGGCUUGCCAGGCUCGAGCAGGCCCUGUCAGGAAGUGAGCAGCCCGCCGAAGUCCGUAUUCAACAAAGUCCCAAUGUAGCGAAGACUCCCAUUCGACAAGCACACUACAGCCCAGGCGGACACCGCAUCAACGUUGAGCUGGAUCUCUCAUGCAGCUUGGGGGCUUUUCCAGCAGCGUCCAUCACCAGUCUCAGCCAAGGAGUGGAUGGCAUCGAGACGCCGUCAUGGCCGGAUAUCAUCUCUCGCGGCAUCAUCUCCGUAAAGCAGGCAAAACAGCACCUGGGCUUCUUCCAACAGUAUCUGGAUCCGCUCAUCUGUCAGCCGCUCGGCCCAGUCCCGACUGUAGCGGCUCUUCGUGCAAGAUCCACUCUACUGACCGCUGCCGUCUGUACCGUGGCCGCCUUCUGCACCGACUCAGAUGAAUAUCCAGCUUGUCUGUCUGGCCUGCAGGAAGAAGUUUUCCGCAAGCUGUUCGCCCAAAGCAAUUCCUUUGACGACGUACUUGCCCUCUGCGUUGGAGCUUUCUGGCUGCGAGGCAUUGCUGGUACUCUUCAAGGUUUAGCUGUCCGCAUCGGCUAUCAACUCGACCUCCACAGAUGCAUCACCAAGAUGCCUCAUACCGACGUUGCGUGCUACAAUCGGACCAGAAUAUAUUUCCUCACAUUCCUGUGCGACCACCAUUGCUCUCUGGUCUACGGUAAACCGUCCAUGACGCACGAAUGGAGGAGCUUGAAGAAUCCAGCGACGCUGCUCCAGAGCGAGUAUUCAACGCCGGCAGAUCUGUUCUUGAUUUGUCAAAUCGAGUUGUGGUCUAUCAACCGACGAGUCUUUGAGACCUUUGGAGCAGACAUUCAUUCUCCGGCGGCGAGUCGUAAUGUGGUGGAGAUCAAUCGACUGGAUGGGGCGUAUUCCACGUGGUACAACAACUGGAAGACCGCACUGAGUGUCGAGCAGGACGCCGUCGACACUGAGCUGCAGCAUAUCCUGGUCGACUUCUACUACCACUCUGGACGGCUGUUCCUCUUUUCGCACGUCUUUCGUGGUCAAGCUUCCACCCCUAGCACAGCCCGAUCGAACCAGGAUGCUUUCGAUUGUGCACUCUCGGUGAUCAGAUGCUUCACUCUCUGGCAAGGAGCUUCCCAAUGGAUUCACAAGCUGCCUUCCUACUUCUCUACCAUGAUCGCCUUUGCGUGCGUCUGUCUGGUUCGUGCUAGCUUUCAAGCAGAACAACACGGAGGAAUGAGUCCUGAUCAGGCUCGAAAUGAGAUCAAGAGACUGGUGACCCUGUUCCGUGCCAUCGAAGGUCAAAGCCAACCUCUUGCCAGCUUUGCCGAUACCCUGGAGUCAGCAGUGGGAAGUCAGCAACCAGUGAAAACUGACUUUGACGCCCCAGGAUUCAACAUCGACAUGGCAGCAGAUUUUGACUGGGACAACUUCUGGAGCGAGUCGAUGAACUCGGACUUGCUCGGCAACGAGAUGACUUGGAUGUUUCCUCUCAACGACGGUCUCUGA